This is a messenger RNA of Hibiscus syriacus, 1065 nucleotides long. RefSeq lists its product as uncharacterized. The coding region runs from base 133 to 696 and encodes 187 amino acids. The transcript has 9 exons. Lineage: Eukaryota; Viridiplantae; Streptophyta; Magnoliopsida; Malvales; Malvaceae. The record is from RefSeq and is a predicted model, not a curated record. Gene Ontology annotation, molecular function: single-stranded DNA binding. Gene Ontology annotation, biological process: DNA-templated transcription. Gene Ontology annotation, cellular component: RNA polymerase III complex.
AAUUUGCAAUGGAAUAUGCAGUUGAGCAUGAAGAUGCUGCAAAAGUUAACACUGAGUACGUAGAAUUGUUCGAUAACAUAUUCCAUGGGUGGAGAUUUCCUAACUUCUUGACUAUUGUCUCCCAGAAUCUUGAUGAACAAUAUGUUGAUCUGUUGGAGGCUUUGCUUCAGCAUGGAAGGCUUACCCUCAAACAAAUGUCUGAUUGAACAAAAUCGAGUCAAAAUGAAGUGUCCUGCUUCUGAACCAGUUCUCACUAACCCAACUAAACAAGAACUUAAUGCAAGAAAGCGAGCAGCUAAAUCUGGCAAGAUUCUUGAAGAACAAGAAACAUUAGAGCAACGUGUUGUGCAACCUCCUGAAGCAUUAAGAUUUUUGCUUCUCACUCAAACUGAACCUGCUGCUGAAGGGAAGGAUGAGACCAGUUCCCCUAUGGUGACACCUGGCGAGAAGCGCAAGCGUGAUGCCUUAGAGUCAGAGACAGAAUAUGGAGCUACAGAUGAGCAAGUAGUUCUUUGGCGUGCUAAUUUCGAGGAAUUUAUUCGACGUCUUAGGCAUAGGGCUUGCAUCGAGAAUGUGAAGACGCUCCUGGAUGAUGGAGCUGUUACUGUCUUAAAAGCGAUGCUCGAAGCAACUAGAAGCGCAGAGAAGAAGGUUAAAACAGAGAAUUCAGUUCCACUCUCUGAGUUCCAUUUAUGAAGAAGUUAUAAAGAGCGAAGAAGGUCGCAAUAUAACCUUUGAUCGCGUUAGAGCCUCCCUGAUUCAGUUGAGUUGCCCUCCGUUUGUAAUAGCAGCCAAUGAGUCAUAUAGUAUCGAUUUCAAGAAAAUAAUUGAACUGGCUCAGAAUGAGGAGGUGGAGUCUGUUGUGUUGAAAAGAUAUGGAAAAGAUGCAUAUAGAAUGUUCCAGUUGCUGUCGAACAGCAGUCACCUACUUGAAACUGGUAAGGUAACAAUCCUCUACCGGAGAUAAUAAGUACAGACUUUAGUCAUGGCUAUUCGCUACCAUAGCAGCAGUUUUAAAAAUGUUUCUGAAAUCUUUUACUGCACUGGAACUUUUUUAUUUUAUUU